Messenger RNA from Effrenium voratum, 524 nucleotides. Lineage: Eukaryota; Dinophyceae; Suessiales; Symbiodiniaceae. The record is from the annotation of a GenBank genome assembly.
GUCUGGCAGCUUCUGGCGACUUGCUGGAGCUUGCGCCCGACAGAGGCUUGGGCUUUUGGGAUGAUCUGCCUGAGCCGAAGCUUUGCAGCGUGUUUUUGACUGUGGUUGCGGCCGCAAGGAUGGCCUUGGAGGUGGCAAAGGAGAACAGGACGCAGAUGCACCCGACCGAAUGGGCGGUGUGGCAGUAUCACUUGGACAACUGUCCGGAGAUCCAGGAUGAGCACAUGCCGCGGCACUUCGAGGUGAAUGAGGAUGACCCAGCAGCUCGCGAUUUUUUUGUGGCUUUGAACCAUGUAGUCUUCAGCAAGGUGCUUGCGGAUGCCUGCGACUGCUUGCUGCUGGAGAUUCAGAAAUGGGUCGGAGAGUUGGAAGCGGAGAAGAAGGAUGUGGAGGCAGUUCUUCGGACUGUGAACAGUGAGUAUUUCCGCGCUGAAGGACGAUUCUACAGGUGCCGUUUGAAGUUCAGGCAGAAGGAUUACUAUUGUCGCCAUCAUGGCUUCGGGGAUUUUCCUUCGAGAUGCUGA